UCUCCCUCUCUCCCUUUCUCCCUCUCCAUAUACCUAUAGAUACAGUGCUUCAUAGGGUUUUGUUUAUGAUCCUUAAAAGCAUGCCGGAUCUCGGUAAUCUCUCUCUCUCGGCUUCUCUCGCUCUCACUCGCUGCCCUGCCAUCAAGCUGAUAACUGAUCCACCAGAUCUGGGCAAUCCUCAGUGCCCUAGCUUGGUCAAGACCCUUGGCGAAGAAUGCGAUCAGGAGCAAACUUUGAGCUUCCCGGUACUCUGCCAAGGGGAGGUCAACGUUGGGAACGAAAUUAGGGCUUUGAGGCGGAAUAGGGGCUCGUUGGACCGGGCCAGGAAGGCCUCGAAUGGGAAGGGCUUGGAGGACCACGUGAAGACUUGGGUUCAGAAGAAGAUGGAAUCGGGGGUUCCCGAAUCGAGGUGCUGUCUUCCUUUCCUCAUCGGCGCUAAAAAAAUGGUUGAAUGUCUUGUUUGCCAUGAUCUUAUCUACCCUGGGGAAGAGGUGCUGUGCUCUGUUCGUGAUUGUCAAGGAGUCUACCAUUUAGAAUGUGCAAAAGCAUUGCUUCAGAUCUCUAACCUGAAAAAUUUCAAGUGCCCACAACAUGCAUGCUUCAUUUGCAAAAAUAGAUUAUACUGGCGGUGUGUGCAGUGCCCAAUGGCAUCACAUGACAAGUGUGCACCAUGGCCUGACACGGUGAUGCAUUUAGAAGGUCAAUCAGGGAGAGCUGUUUGCUGGAGGCAUCCUACAAAUUGGCGGCUGGAUAGGGAGCAUGCAGCUUGUACAAGUGACAUGGAGGAAGUUUUUGGUCGCUUGCCUUUGCCUUAUGUCGAUGAGGAGUUCAAGAUUGACUUAACAUGGAAAGACAUGGAGAAUAAGAUGGAGCCACCUCCCUAUGUCCACAUCAGGCGCAAUAUUUAUCUGGUCAAGAAGAAGCGUAAUGGUGCUGCAGCAGAUGAUAUUGGAUGCACAAGUUGCAGUACUGUAUGCUCUGACGAUUGUGUCUGCAGGGUUCAAUGCAUAAGCUGCUCUAAGGCUUGUCGUUGCUCAGAAAAUUGCACAAACCGGCCAUUCCGCAAGGAGAGAAAGAUAAAUAUUGUCAAGACAGAAUUUUGUGGUUGGGGAGUAGUGGCUGCAGAAAAAUUCAAUAAAGGCGAUUUUAUAAUUGAGUACAUUGGAGAAGUUAUUGAUGAUGCCUUGUGUGAGCAAAGGCUUUGGGACAUGAAAUACAGAGGUGCUCAGAAUUUUUACAUGUGUGAAAUUCGAAAGGACUUCACGAUUGAUGCAACUUUCAAGGGUAAUGCGUCUCGGUUUUUGAACCAUGGCUGUGACCCCAACUGCAUUCUGGAGAAGUGGCAGUUUGAGGGGGAAGUGCGUGUUGGUGUGUUUGCUGCGCGGUCAAUCGAGGUUGGAGAGCCAUUAACGUAUGAUUACAGAUUUGUGCAAUUUGGACCCGAAGUGAAGUGCCACUGUGGAGCUUCAAAUUGUCAAGGUUAUCUCGGGACCAAAAGGAAGAUUGGUAAGGUGGAACUUUGCUGGGGGUCAAAACGGAAGAGAACGUCAACCGCUUGCAUAGCUAUCAUAACUGUAUGAUUUCUAUCAACAAUAUGCUGUAGGUGAGUUAGUAAUGUGAUAUUGUGUUCUGUCGUUUUCCAUAAAUGUUGGCAAACAGAAAAUCAAAAAAAAAAAAAAAA
Messenger RNA from Juglans regia (Persian walnut), 1681 nucleotides. RefSeq names its product histone-lysine N-methyltransferase ASHR3. Gene Ontology annotation, cellular component: chromatin; nucleus. Gene Ontology annotation, biological process: regulation of DNA-templated transcription. The record is from RefSeq and is a predicted model, not a curated record. Gene Ontology annotation, molecular function: histone H3K36 methyltransferase activity; protein binding. The transcript has 11 exons. Bases 66 to 1580 code for a protein of 504 amino acids. Lineage: Eukaryota; Viridiplantae; Streptophyta; Magnoliopsida; Fagales; Juglandaceae.